Molecule: messenger RNA, 673 nt
Organism: Formica exsecta
Lineage: Eukaryota; Metazoa; Arthropoda; Insecta; Hymenoptera; Formicidae
Product: ejaculatory bulb-specific protein 3-like
Exons: 3
Coding region: 214-576 (120 amino acids)
Source: RefSeq, a predicted model, not a curated record
AUACGUACCACAGAUACGUACCUCUCUAGGCCCAGGGCCCAGUGUGUUGCGUGAUUUCGCGGUGAGAGGAUCAACGGAGCUAUCAAUCAGAAGGAGCACAUAUUCGAGACUCUCCUUUGGAACGUCAUUUCUCAUUGUCUCGAUCGAUACCGCUGAUCGAUACCUUCUUGCAAAACAUCCAAGAUCAAGCGGCGCGAUCUCCCGGGUUUCGGUAUGGCUCCGACAAUCAAGUUCCUUAUUCUCGCCUGCGCUCUGCUCGCCGUGACGAUGGCAGCCGAGUCGGACAACAGCGAGGGACAGCAAACCGGCAGAUCGCGGGUUUCUGACGAACAAUUAAAUAUAGCACUGAGCGACAAGCGUUACUUGACCAGACAGCUUAAGUGCGCCCUGGGAGAAGCGCCAUGCGACCCCGUCGGACGACGCUUGAAAAGUUUAGUGCCGCUGGUUUUGAGAGGCUCCUGCCCGCAAUGCAGCCCGGAGGAGACACGUCAGAUCAAGAAGGUCCUUUCUCACAUUCAGCGAUCCUUCCCGAAGGAAUGGAGCAGAAUGGUGCAACAAUACGCCGGAGUUUUAUAAACGAGAUAUAAUAUAAGCCGACUACGACGAGGCUGAAUGUACAAAAAUAUAGUUGUGGAAUACAAAAAAGAAUAUAUAAUAAAGCUAUUUACGUUUA